Molecule: messenger RNA, 540 nt
Organism: Dicrocoelium dendriticum
Lineage: Eukaryota; Metazoa; Platyhelminthes; Trematoda; Plagiorchiida; Dicrocoeliidae
Source: the annotation of a GenBank genome assembly
AUGAUUGAUGAUGAUGAUGAUGAUGAUGAUGAUGAUGAUGAUGAUGAUGAUGAUGAGGACGAUGAUGAGGAUGAGGAUGAUGAUGAUGAUGAUGAUGAUGAUGAUGAUGAUGAUGAUGAUGAUGAUGAUGAUGAUGAUGAUGAUGAUGAUGAUGAUGAUGAUGAUGAUGAUGAUGAUGAUGAUGAUGAUGAUGAUGAUGAUGAUGAUGAUGAUGAUGAUGAUGAUGAUGAUGAUGAUGAUGAUGAUGAUGAUGAUGAUGAUGAUGAUGAUGAUGAUGAUGAUGAUGAUGAUGAUGAUGAUGAUGAUGAUGAUGAUGAUGAUGAUGAUGAUGAUGAUGAUGAUGAUGAUGAUGAUGAUGAUGAUGAUGAUGAUGAUGAUGAUGAUGAUGAUGAUGAUGAUGAUGAUGAUGAUGAUGAUGAUGAUGAUGAUGAUGAUGAUGAUGAUGAUGAUGAUGAUGAUGAUGAUGAUGAUGAUGAUGAUGAUGAUGAUGAUGAUGAUGAUGAUGAUGAUGAGGAUGAUGAUGAUGUUGAUGAAUACUGA